This is a messenger RNA of Solanum verrucosum, 912 nucleotides long. RefSeq lists its product as uncharacterized. Bases 1 to 912 code for a protein of 303 amino acids. The record is from RefSeq and is a predicted model, not a curated record. Lineage: Eukaryota; Viridiplantae; Streptophyta; Magnoliopsida; Solanales; Solanaceae. The transcript has 4 exons.
AUGAAGAAAUUGUGGGAGGAGUUGAACACUUUGAGUGUGAAAAAUCAAUGUAGUUGUGUAUGCGUGUGUGGUGCAAAGGAUGGUAUGCACAAGGCAGAGCAAGAUAGACGUUUAAUUCAGUUCCUUAUGGGACUAAAUGAAGUGUACACAGUAGUGAGAGGAAAUAUCCUCAUGAUGAAUCCACUCCCUUCCAUGGGACAGGCUUUCUCACUGACAAAUUAUCAAGGAAACAGUUAUGCAAGUGGUAAUAGCAAUUAUGCUGGUGGUAACAACAGUUUAGGAGGGAACAAUUAUGCAGGUGAUAAUAGCAGUUCAGGAGGAAAUUAUUACUCAGGCAAUAGCAAUGGUAAAAAUGCUAUAGUGUGUGACUAUUGUAAGAGGACUGGACACAAUAGGGACAAGUGUUACAAGUUGCAUUGGUAUCCUCAAGGCAACAAUAAUCAAAACUACAGGUCAGAGAGUUACAAUGGUGGCCAGAGUUUCAGACAACAAAGCCCAAACUUCAAAGGAAAAAGAGUGGUGACAAAUGUAUAUGGUGCUGCAAAUGACAUGAUGAAUACUCAUGGAGAAGAACAACCACAAGGUAACAAUCAUCCAAAUGUUAGCUUCACAAAGGAACAAUAUGGACAGAUUAUGAACAUGCUGCACCAUUUCCAGAAUGAGAAUGUGGGAGAAGAUACUGGUGCUAAUAAUGCCUCCAGUGUUGCUGUUGGAUCCAUGAACUUUGCAGGCCCCUUCAGUGAAAAGGCCUCAGCUGACAACAAUUCUUUUCCUUCUGUUUUGAGGUCUAUUCCUUCUCCUGAUUAUACUGAAUUAGACUCAUGUGAUAACUGUGUAAGUGACUUUAACAAUGUAACUGAUACAAUUCCCAUUCAUCUACCUGACCACACCAUUGAGGAUCCCAUUGCAUAA